AUCGUCUAUAAAGAAACAGUUUUUGAAAUGAUCAAGUAGAUUGCACUUUGUUUAUUUACUUAUUUAAAAAAGAAAAAGUGCUAAUGAGAUGAACAUAAACAGGGGGAAUUGGAUUAUGAGGAGGAAGAACGGCAGAGCCCAGUUUUAGUGCUUGGUUUCCAAUGUGAAGAAGAUGAAGAACCAAUAUCCUCUUUCAAUCAAAGCCUUGCAAAUAUGGAGAGUGUGUUCUGUCUCUUUUCUUUGUCAUUAAUUUCCAACAUCAAUUAGUACUUCAAACAUGAUCCUAAACUGUCUAUGAUGUUGCAGAAGCUUAAGCAAAAGAUUAGGCAUUUCGAGUGUCUGGCCAAAGUGGAUCCUACCAAUCUAGAAGAAUUAAUGGAUGUCAAAGAAGAAGAGGGUGACAACAACGAUGCCAGAGAGGAAGAGACAGAUGAUGUUGAAGAAAAGGCUAAAUGACUGCUGGAUCAUGUCAACGCGAUCAGUUCAUUUGGGACCUAUAAAAACAAUUUGGACAAACUGCUUUUGGACUUCUUCAAAGAAGAGUUAGAUAGAAAUAAAGAUCAUGGUAGAAAUGAUGAGAUUGAGAAUGAAAUGGUUAUUAGGAUAGCAAAAUCAUGGAUCAGUG
This is a messenger RNA of Rubroshorea leprosula, 625 nucleotides long. The record is from the annotation of a GenBank genome assembly. Lineage: Eukaryota; Viridiplantae; Streptophyta; Magnoliopsida; Malvales; Dipterocarpaceae.